Molecule: messenger RNA, 1299 nt
Organism: Bacidia gigantensis
Lineage: Eukaryota; Fungi; Ascomycota; Lecanoromycetes; Lecanorales; Ramalinaceae
Exons: 4
Coding region: 1-1299 (432 amino acids)
Biological process (GO): proteolysis
Molecular function (GO): aspartic-type endopeptidase activity
Source: RefSeq, a predicted model, not a curated record
AUGGCUGCCGGACACCAGAGGGUGAACCUUCACGUCAACAAGAAGUACAAACCAUCAGGAUCCAAGUCUUACGUCUACCUCCUGAACAAGUACAAAUUCACGCCUACUAAAGAUGGACCUUACUUCGUUAGCAACAAAGCUCAAACGCAGGGAAAACAUGGAGAACAAAAGGCUAUCGGUGGACACACCACUGUGUCAAGAGUUCUGAAGAAGAAGCUUGACUCAAACCACAGUGGAGAGGUGCCUGCCGAUGACCAGCAGAACGAUUCUUUGUACCUCUGCCCUGUAAAGAUCGGUACUCCAGAGCAGACCUUUAAGCUUGAUUUUGACACUGGCUCAGCGGAUCUUUGGGUGAAGAUGCUCUCCCUCCCUCGUUUCAUUCAUCAGAUAUGGUCCACGGAACUACCCAAGAGCACCACCGACAAGUACAAAGGUCAACACUCCAUUUUUGACUCUUCAAAGUCGAGCACAUUCAAACGCAUCAGUUCCACAUGGCAAAUUUCCUACGGAGAUGGCUCCACGGCUUCCGGUGACUGUGGUACUGAUACUAUCAACCUUGGCGGUAUUAAGAUCAAUACCCAAUGUAUCGAACUGGCUAAGAAGCUAUCUGACCAAUUUGCUUCUGGACCCGGCGACGGCCUUCUUGGGCUUGCAUUCGGCGCAAUUAACACUGUUCGGCCAACCCCUUGUAAGACGCCAGUCGAAAACAUGAUCGAACAGUCGGAUAUUCCUAAAGAUGCUGAGCUUUUUACCUGCUACCUCUCAAAUUACAGCCAUCCAGAUGACGCGCCCUUCUUCACUUUCGGCUACAUUGAUAGUGAUGCUCUUGGAGGAAAAUCACCCUACUACGCACCCAUUGACAACUCGCAAGGCUUCUGGCAAUUCCAGUCUCCUUCUGCUGUUGUUGCUGGCAAAACCAUUCAACGGAAAGGUAAUACUGCCAUUGCUGACACUGGCACAACGCUAGCCCUAGUCGAUGACAACCUCUGCCAGGCCAUUUACCAAACCAUCCCCGGCGCCAAAUAUGACUCGUUCCAACAGGGUUACAUAUUCCCGUCGAAUACUGCAGUUGACAAGCUACCCGACGUUAGUUUUGCCGUUGGAGGCAAACAGUUUGGUGUUCAUAAAGAAGAUCUGGGCUUUGCGGAUGCUGGCAAUGGAUUCACCUACGGGGGUAUUCAGAGCUGUGGAGAUCUGCCAUUUGAUAUCUUGGGAGAUGUCUGGUUGAAGGGGUCUUAUGUGGUAAGGUCUCCUUUCUUUCCAAGUCGAUAUGUCUGGCUAGAAAGGGAUAGAGUGUAG